Molecule: messenger RNA, 1416 nt
Organism: Frankliniella occidentalis (western flower thrips)
Lineage: Eukaryota; Metazoa; Arthropoda; Insecta; Thysanoptera; Thripidae
Product: protein mono-ADP-ribosyltransferase PARP12-like
Exons: 4
Coding region: 445-1329 (294 amino acids)
Molecular function (GO): NAD+ poly-ADP-ribosyltransferase activity
Source: RefSeq, a predicted model, not a curated record
CAAUACUUCGGAACAAGAAUUUGAGUCAUACUAAGGUAAUUUCGACACUUUGCUGUCAAUUUUUGUUAAGAGUUAAAUGAAUCCUGACCCUUUCUCCCCUCGAACUAUCGCUUUUGUGCAGUUCCGAAGACGCUCGUGCCCUCCUGUGGUAGUUGGCCGCACUGGACUCAGAAGCACUCGUGACGGGUGGUGACCUCUAGCGGUGGGCAGCCCACGGUAAUUCCCACUCUUUCUUUGUGGCCUACUCUAGUCUUCCGCGGUGGAUCAAAGGCUGUCUUAAAAUCUACUGGAAUUUACCACAGCCAGAGAUAAUAGCUAGGAUCUCUGCCAAAGAUACUUACUAGGCGGGAAGGGCAGUCCUGUAAACUCUUUAGUUGAAGUUCUUGCUGAGAAUUGCAUUUAAGGUUGGAUCAUUUCUGAGGUUUGAUUGAACAGAAAUCAAAAAUGCAUGUGACAAGGCAGCAGCUAAGCACUGACAAUCCCGAGUACCAAGAGGUUUCAGCAGUCUUUCGUAAAGGUGCUAAAACUAAAGACUUUGUGCUGAGCAUUGAAGCCAUAGAGAAAGUGACCAACCCAACUCUCCAGCAAGCAUUUGAUAUCAAUAAAGCAAUAUAUAGAAGACAAUAUGGACAUGUUCGUACUGUGAAAGUUUUUCAUGGAACUAAAAUAACUAAUAUUCCAUCAAUUUUAAAAAACAACUUGGAAGUUCGUCGACAUGGCCAGAAUAGAGGACAUCGCUUUGGCGCUGGAGUAUCAUUCUCAGCCAUCUCUAACUACUCAAGUCAUUAUUGUGAUGAGAAUGUACCAGUCAAGCAAAUGCUGCUGUGUUUGGUACUUGUAUCAAAUAUAAUAGAGGUACCAGAGAUGAAGAAAAAGCGCUAUACUAUCUGCGAACCUCCAUUCCUUGAAGGGCACUGGCCUUUAAGAUAUGAUACCACUGCUAAAAACAAGACAACUAUGGAUGUCAUUGUUAAAUUUGAAGACCACACCUUUUAUCCAGCUUUUGUCGUAAGUUUCAGGAAACGUUCAAAAAUGUGUCCUCCAGUAGCAUCACCAUCACCGGUCUAUUCUUCAGAACCCAUUUUCUUACCAAGGUCUGUCCAAAAUGAUUACAAUAGGCCUCCAGCCCAUAGCUCCUUGUAUCGUGACCCAUAUUCAGUUCAUCCUGCUCGUACACAUGUUCCUGUACGGCCUCAAUAUCAGCCUGCUCAAUAUCACUCUGAGCCAUUUUAUACUAGAGCCCAACCACAACCAGCCACCAAUCAAGCGCAAAAUACUACUGGUUUCUGGGAUGUCAUUUCAGCCAUUGGCCGAUUUAUAUUUGGUUGAUUUAAGUAUUAGUGCUCACCAGAGCUCUCAAUUAUAAAAUCAACCCCUAGUUUGGGGGCUAUGCUGGUCCAGAUUUGUACAUAAUGU